UUCUCUCCGCAUCUGCGACAGCCCCGUCACGGCGCGACACCUUACGAGUGAAACUGGACGAGUGAAGCCAUCGCCAUCCUUCCGGCCCCGUGGCCAUGGCGGAAAACGAGAAGACGGUCCCCAUGGGCGGGGACGUCCCAGGGCCCAUUCGCCGCUCUCAGUCCGUCCGGACUACUCACUCUCAGGUUACCAACGACGUAGCCUCUGAUUACAACGAGUCCUUUUCCUACGAUGAAGACGAUCUUGGCGACUAUCACAUUACCGAGCAAGAUCUCCACGUCACCGAAGAUGACCUUCUCGAGGCCCGCGAGCUCGCCUCCAAGUACACCCUCGAAGAUGUCCGCGAUAUCAUGGCACGCGUCUACCGCAUCCACGAAAAGGACCCCAACUUCCCCCUGUCCGUUAUCCAAAAGAUCCAGGCCUUCCUCGAACACGAAGACCUCUUCACCAACCCCGAGAAAUACGAAAACAUAAUCCAAGAGAUGAAGCUCGAGGCUGCCCUCAUCACAAACAACAGCCCCUACGCCGAGGUCCGCGCCGUCGUGGACAACAAGGACGACACUAGCAUCCCCAGCUCCACCAUUCGCAGCUGGGCUAUCGGUCUUGCCUUUUCCAUUCUGCUCGCCUUUACCAAUCAACUCUUCGACAUUCGUCAACCCGCCAUCCGCAUCAUGGCCAAUGUUGCUCAGUUACUGGCAUACCCCAUCGGCAGAGGCUGCGAGCGCUGGCUACCCGAUGUAGGCUUCACGCUCCUGGGCGUGCGCCAUUCUCUCAACCCCGGUCCCUUCUCCAAGAAGGAGCAUAUGCUCAUCACCAUCAUGGCCAACGUCGCGUACAACACCCCCUACACAAACUACAUCAUCUGGGUCCAAUACCUUCCCCAGUACUUCGACCAGCCCUACGCCUCCCACUUCGCCUACCAGAUCCUCAUUGCCCUCAGCACAAACUUCAUCGGCUACGGCAUGGCUGGCAUCUGUCGCCGCUUCCUGGUCUACCCCUCGUACUGUGUAUGGCCCGCCUCUCUCGUCACCAUCGCCCUCAACUCGGCCUUCCACAACGACGUCAAUACGCCCGUCGAAGGCCCCUUUGGCAAGGUGUGGCGCAUCUCUCGCCUCAAAUUCUUCUACGUCAUGUUUGGAGCCAUGUUCAUCUGGUUCUGGUUCCCCAACUUCAUCUGGACCUCGCUUUCCAACUUUAACUGGAUCACCUGGAUCGCCCCCAACAACCGCGAUCUGAAUACCAUCACUGGCUCUAACAAUGGUCUCGGCGUUAACCCGUUCCCCACCUUUGACUGGAACAUUUUGCUUUGGGACUCGGCGGACCCCCUCAUGGUCCCCUUCUUCAGCACCUUUAACCGGUUUAUUGGCGUUUUCAUUUCCUUCUGGGUUGUUCUCGGAUUCUGGUAUGGAAACCUGUACGACACUGGCUACCUCCCCAUCAACACCAACCGUGUCUACGACCACUUUGGCCACCUCUACAACGUUUCCCGCGCCGUCAACGACCGUGGCCUGUUCGACCAGGACAAGUAUGCCGCAUACUCACCGCCGUUCCUGGGCGCUGGCAACGUUGUCAUCUACAUGUUCUUCUUUGCCAUCUACAGCUCGACCCUUACCUACGCAGUGCUGUAUCAUCGCCGCGAGAUUGUUACCGGAUUCAAGGGCAUUAUUAACAGCAUGCGGAAGAAGAAGCCCACCGGCAAUGAGGAUUUGCAUGACCUGGACAUUCACAACCGUCUGAUGAAGUCAUAUCGAGAGGUCCCGGAGUGGUGGUACACAAUCUGCCUGGUCCUCGCCAUCGUGCUUGGAAUCUCGGGCAUCGCUGGCUGGGAGACGCAUACCUCGCCUGGAGUCAUCUUCUAUGGUCUUGGUCUCUGCAUUGUCUUUGUCAUCCCCGUCGGCAUCAUCAAGGCCAUGACUGGAAUCGAAGUCACUCUCAACGUCCUUGCCGAGUUUAUCGGAGGUUCGUGGGUGGAGGGUAAUGCCUUGGCCAUGAACUACUUCAAGUCUUUCGGAUAUGUGACUUGCGCUCACGCCGUCAUGUUCUCCAACGAUCUCAAACUCGCCCACUACGUCAAGAUUCCUCCUCGACACACCUUUUCAGCCCAGAUCGUUGCCACCUUCAUUAGCACCUUCAUCUGCGUCGGAGUUUUGAACUUCCAGAUGACCCGCAUUGAUGAUGUGUGUACCGAAGACGCGCGAUUCAAGAUGACGUGUCCUGGUGUUAAUACCUUCUUCACCGCUUCGGUUCUUUGGGGAACCGUUGGCCCCAAGAAGAUCUGGGGCCACAACGGGCAGUACAGCGAGAUCUUGGUUGGCUUCCCUCUUGGUGUUGCCGUUGUAUUUUUGGUUUGGGGCCUCAACAAGAAGUUCCCCAAGUGGACGUGGACCCGACAGAUUCACCCUGUUGCCAUUAUGUACGGAGGCAUCGUCUGGGCGCCUUAUAACAUGUCAUAUGUUUGGCCCUCUGUGCCCAUUGCCUACUUCUCUUGGAUAUACCUCAAGUCACGCUUCCUUGGCUUAUGGUCUAAGUACAAUUUCGUGCUCUCAGCAGCUUGGUCAUGUGGCAUUGCGAUUGCUGGCAUCAUCAUCUUCUUUUCAUUACAGUACAACGGGGACGAGUUCGAAUGGUGGGGCAACGAGGUGGCCUACCGCGGCUGCGAAGAUAAUGCCUGCACGCUGAAGAGCCUCGGCGAGGGAGAGUACUUUGGCCCUCGGAUUGGAGAGUUUGAAUAAUGGCGGCGAACGCCCGAGUACGGAAAAGAGAUGAUUCUGCAAUGUUAAUGACUGAGCGUGUUUUGCAUUUUGAGGGUUUCGGAAUAUGGAUAACUUAUAUACCCCACGGAUAUAUCGAUGAAAUAGACUCGUCGUUCGCAUGAUAUACAAUAAAAUGUUUGUUCAAUCUCGAGUGGUAUUUG
Molecule: messenger RNA, 2914 nt
Organism: Ilyonectria robusta
Lineage: Eukaryota; Fungi; Ascomycota; Sordariomycetes; Hypocreales; Nectriaceae
Product: OPT oligopeptide transporter protein-domain-containing protein
Exons: 3
Coding region: 96-2732 (878 amino acids)
Biological process (GO): transmembrane transport
Molecular function (GO): oligopeptide transmembrane transporter activity
Source: RefSeq, a predicted model, not a curated record